This is a messenger RNA of Plasmodium yoelii, 915 nucleotides long. Its product is annotated as PIR protein. The transcript is spliced from 3 exons. NCBI's taxonomy places the organism in Eukaryota, Apicomplexa, Aconoidasida, Haemosporida, Plasmodiidae. The coding region runs from base 1 to 915 and encodes 304 amino acids. The record is from RefSeq and is a predicted model, not a curated record.
AUGAAUGAUAAUCUAUGUAGAGACUUUGUUGUUUUGAAUAAAUAUUUUCCCGAUGGUUUGAACAAAACUAUACUUGAUUUUGAUGAAAAUUCGGGUUUUAAGAAAUACUGCCCUAAUAAAGAUUCAGGAGGAAAUGAAUGCAAUAAUGAUCUCGAUAAAAUUACGGCUGGAUUUUUAUGGUUACUUGAACAAUGGUAUUCUGCAAUCAUACGUAAAAGUUAUAAUGAAGAUAAUGCUGAUGGAUUUUUUCUAUAUAUGAUUUCAUGGUUUAGUUACAAAUUAAAUCAAAUCACAGAAUACAAAACUACCCCACUAAAUGAUUUUUAUAAUACACGCAUAAAAAAUAACCAUAAAUAUAAUAGUUUUACAAGUCCUGCUUAUACAUUUUCAGAUCUUAAGAAAUUCAUGGAUGAAAAAAAUGAUUUUAUGAAUAUUAGUAUUGAAGAUCUGUCUAAAUUUUAUGAUCCAUUCAAACUAUUAUGUAGUAUGUAUGAUAAUGUUGAAACGAAUAAAGAUGGCGACACACUGUUAAAUAAUGCUAAUGAUUUUGUUAACAAAUGUACAGAGCUUAGCAAUAACCAUAAUAUUGAAGGUAUUGUACGUAGUAAAAUGUUAGCUAUUUUAUCAACUAAUUAUGAUAAUUUUAAAAAAUAUUGUACUAGAAAAGGUGAUAAUUGUAAAGAUAUUUCAUCCCUUCCAGAGAUAGCAACAAGAAUUUCUGCACUAACAUCUAGAGAUAUAUCAUCAAGUUCGUCGAUAGGAAACAAAUUAUUUACAGUUUUAUCGAUAUUUGGUGCAAUAGCAUUUUUUUUAGGAAUUUCGUAUAAGUAUUCAUUAUUUGGAUUUCGGAAACGAGCUCAAAAACAAUAUUUAAAAGAAAAAAUAAAAAAAAUAAAGAAGAGAAUGAAUCAUUAA